UUCAAAUAGUUGAAAUAAAUAUUUCAACUUCAAAAUUUUAGUCAAUUUUUCGAGUUUUUUUUCUACGAUAAUUUAUCAAAAUUCAAGUCAUAAUUAUCACACGCUAGCGAAUUAUUUUCCGCUAGUAUACAAAAUUGUUCACGUGAAAGAAAAAAACGGAAAAAAUCCAUCAUGGCGUUCGUGUGCCCGGAGAAGAAGCAGCAAAGAAAAUACCUUCUGUGCCAGCUGAAAAAACUGGUGGACAAUAUGGGAAACGGGGACUCGGGAUGUUGUCCCGGUCCCUGUCCGCCGAUUAACAGUUGUAUUGGGCCUGUUAUCGAAAUAUACGAUCCAUUGCCAAAGCCGUGCUUGCCGAUUUGCAGUCCCAUGUGUCCGCCUCGCUGUUCGCCAGGUUGCUGUCCCCCGCCUAGUUGCUGUCCCCCGCCUAGUUGCUGUCCCCCGCCUAGUUGCUGUCCCCCGCCUAGUUGCUGUCCACCUCAGGCGUGUUGUCCUACUCCGUGUUGUCCUCCAGCUUGCACUCCAGGCACUUGUCCCCCACAGAACGCUUCCGUCCCCAUAACCAUACCACCCCCACAACCCAUAUCUGUCCCGCCUAUAUUACCUGUCUGUACCACGGUACCGCCACCGUGCGUUCCUAUAUGCAAUCCUUAUCCGGAAGAGCAACCUUGCGUUCCUUGCAAUCCUCCUCAGAUGAUGGUCUGUUAUCGCAGACCCAAAACCAAAACGACGGGACCCAGGAGCAAGAGUAGAGAGCUGAGAGCGAGCAUCUUGCACGUGGGAUGUGAUUGUGAGAAACAUAAUGGUUUGCAAGACGACUGCCCACGAUUCGAAUGUCAAGGUUCCCCAGGGUGCCUGACAGAUCCUCCAACCUGUGGACCGUCCGAAUUUGCAGAUUGCAAGCAUUUGGGCAAAAAGGGGUACGAUCCCAAGAAAAAGGACUUGGAACAGUACCAGUGUUACCCAGCGUACGUCCGUUUACCGACAUGCGCUCCGUGUGGAGGAAAUGGUGGCGGCAAUGGUGGCAAAGGUGGAAAUGGAGGUUGCUGUCCUCCUUGCGGUCCUUGCGGUCCUUGCGGUCCUUGCGGUCCCUGCGAUCCUUGCUGCCCACCAUGUUGUCCACCACCAUGCGUACCACUCAUCGCUCAAGCGCCAUGCCCACCGCCAAUCACUCCAGGACCACCACCAUGCGUGCCCGUUGGCAGAGUCGUACCAGUUUGUCCCGCCAUGCCUUGUCCCAUACCAUGCCCGCCACCUGUCAUGUGUUGUCCUCCCAUCGGUCAGCCUCAGUGUUGUCCGUGCCCGCCGCCUCCGUGCUGUCCUUGUCCUUGUUAGAUGUGACCAAAAAAAUUUUUUUUUGGUCUUCAUUGUGUUGUAUUUAAAACGUGCUGUCUAAUAAAGCCAUUUUUUUUUUCUAUGA
Sitophilus oryzae (rice weevil) is the source of this 1417-nucleotide messenger RNA. RefSeq names its product keratin-associated protein 10-7-like. The transcript is spliced from 4 exons. The coding region runs from base 172 to 1332 and encodes 386 amino acids. NCBI's taxonomy places the organism in Eukaryota, Metazoa, Arthropoda, Insecta, Coleoptera, Curculionidae. The record is from RefSeq and is a predicted model, not a curated record.